AUGACUAUUGCGAGUCAUUCUACUGAAUCUUGCUAUUUAAAUGAAGAUGAUAAUGAAAACGAUCAACGUCGAAAAAGUUUAUUAAAUGAUCCAAAUUAUGGAAUAGUUCUUUGUUUUUUGGAUAAAUUUCGAAAUAUACUUAGUUUACCUGAUUAUCCAUUACAACGUUUUGAAGAUCAUCUUGUCAAUUGUCAAGAACCAAAUUCACCACGUCUUAUUGACUUUCAUUUUACUCUUCUCAAACGAUUAUCCUUAGCAAAAAAUGCUCAACAUGAAAAAUUCGAUUCAAUUAUUACUAAAUUUGCUUCUCGGUUUGAUGUACACGAUAGUGAACAUUUAAAAACAACUGGUUAUUUACAAGCAGAUAUUAAUUUAAAAAUUCGAACUAUAAAGAAUUUACUUGAAAGUCAAUUUGAUGUAAAUCAAAUCUUAAAAAAUUCAUUAAUUAAUAAAUUAGCACGUGAAAUAAAAUCUUCACCAUUAGGUCGUGAUCGUUUUGGUGUUUCAUAUUGGUUUUUUAUGGAUAAAAAUUGUUUUGUACGAUUAUUUCGUGAGGAUAUUAAUAUUGAUCGGACAUGGACUAAUAUUGCUAACAACUGUGAUGAAUUAGAAAAUUUUAUUAAAUUAUUGAUUACUGAUUUUGUAGUACGAAAGAAAUUUCCUGAUUGGAUAAUUGAUUAUGAACAAUUUUCUUCUUUACAACCAUCAAAUGAUUUUGAACAAUAUUAUUCUCCUACUCCAGUUAAUGUAAACAAAGAAGACGAAGAAGAAAUGAAAAUAAUUUCGGAUAAUGAUGAUGAUAAUUCUAAUGUUUCAAUAAAAAAAAAACAUGGACGAUCGAAAGCUUCAAAGAAAUCAUCAAAUAAUAAAAUCAAUACAGAAAUAAAACAAGAAGUUAAAACAUCAACUCGUCGAGGUAGAAAACGAAGUUUAUCUAUUGAAGAACAUUACAAUGAUGAUGAUGAUCAUCAAAUUCCACAAGCAGAAUCAUCUAUGGAUGAUGUUUGUCUUUCAACACGUCGAUCAUCACGACUUCGAAAAGUAUCAAAUUCUGUUGUUCGUAGUAAAACUAUUUCACAGUUUCCUGGUGCAAAAAAGAAACGUUCAAUGAAUAGUAAAACAAAUGUUUCAAAUAAUCGUCGUACUUGUCGUCGACGUAAGACAAAAUCUCGACGAAAUAUAGAAGAUUAUCUUUGUUCAUCAACAUCAAGUUCAGAUGAACAUAUUGAUUAUUUAUCUGAAGAUGAAUAUAAUUCUGAUGAUUAUCUUCCUAAUCAAUCACAAAUAGAUAUUGAUAAUAAUUUCUUUGAACUUGAACAAGAAGAAAAUACUGAACCAUUACAUACAACUAAAACAGCACAAACAUCAACUACCAUAACAUCUUGUUGUGUAUGUUUACAAAAUGAUCGACCAGAAAUAUUAUUAUUAUGUAAUGAUUGUAAUGAUGGCUAUCAUUUAGAAUGUUUACAACCUAUACUUUUAUCUAUACCUAAUGAUGAUUGGUUUUGUCCAUUAUGUGAACAUAAAAAAUUAUCAAAUUGUUUAAUUGAAAAAUUAAAAGAAUUAUUAAUUAAUAUGAAUGAAAAUGAUAUGAAACAACGAAAACGUCUAUCAAAAAAAUCUUUUCAAAGAAAAACUAAAACUAAAAUAUAUAAUAGUGAUGAAAGUAUAACAGCAUCAGAGUCUGAACAUGAAGAUUUAGAAAAUUGUAUACGUAAUGAAGAAUCAAUAUUAUUAACAUGUCAAACAAUUGAUAAUAGUAAUUUAUCAUCAUCUUAUUUUGAUGAUAAUAAAUAUACUAUAAGUCAACGUGGUCGUCAUCGACGUAUUCGUUUUGAUAUGAAACAAUUAUUUGAUGAUGAUAAUAAUGAUGAAUUUAAUAAUAAUUCAGAUACAAAUGAUGAUGAUGAUUAUAAUGAUAAUAAUGUACAAAUAACAAACUUUAAUUUAGAAUUACCAAAAAAAAUUACACGUUUACUUCAUCGUCGUGAUCGAUCAUCAAUAAAAAAUCAUCAACAAACAAAAUCAUUAACAACACGUGUACGUCAUAAUUCAUUUGAUUUAAAUAAUACGACGGAAUUAAAUGAAAAAAUUGGUUCACCUAUUGUUUAUGUUAAUUCAGAUGAAAAUUCUCAUCAUAUUAAAUCUUUUAUAACAAGUUCUAAGCAAACAUCAAGAAUUUUACGUCGGUGGAAUGAUGUUCAACGACGUAGUCGAUUUAAAGCUAUGAACAUGAAAACCACUAAUGAAACAACAUUAUUAGAUUGUACUGAUGAAAAUUCAUUAUUUUGUCCUGAUGAUAUAUCAUUAUCACAUUCUAAUGAUAGUUGUAGUAAUAGUGCAAUAAAAGAUGAAAAUAAUUUAAUUAUUCAUUCAAAUACAAGUUUAGCUCAAUCAACAAAUUCAAUAUCAAUUGAUAAAUCUUCAUCAAAAAAUAUUGUUAAAAUAGCACAUGUUAAUUUUGAUCGUCUUACUCGUGAUAUUCAGUGUGCAGUAAAUGAAGCACAACUAUGUCCAAUUACAACAACGGCUAAAGCCACGUAA
Molecule: messenger RNA, 2544 nt
Organism: Rotaria sp. Silwood2
Lineage: Eukaryota; Metazoa; Rotifera; Eurotatoria; Philodinida; Philodinidae
Source: the annotation of a GenBank genome assembly